Messenger RNA from Verruconis gallopava, 1602 nucleotides. RefSeq lists its product as uncharacterized. Lineage: Eukaryota; Fungi; Ascomycota; Dothideomycetes; Venturiales; Sympoventuriaceae. The record is from RefSeq and is a predicted model, not a curated record. The transcript has 2 exons. The coding region runs from base 540 to 1262 and encodes 240 amino acids.
AGUUUCCAUGCACCGCGAUCUCAUUAAUCUUGGUAGACGCCAGCGGGCGGCUGUCAUGAAGAAGGCAGAACAUGAUUAUAAUGCCUUGAAGCUCGAGCUGUUGCCGACAAUCCACUCUUCUUUCUUCCAACCUUCCUCGUCUCUCUGGCUUGCUCCCAGGACCUCUGCUGAGCCGGAAAGGGAUCAUCACUAGGCUUACCCUACGCCUUGCUGCUUACCGACUAAGGAUACAACCUUGACAACGGUUUCGCAAACUACGCCUUCGUGGCUGUCUCAGUCGAAGCACAGUACGAAGCAACCCGCUGAAAGGGUCCCGUUGAAUCAAAUCGAACACAUUGACUGUGCUCCUUUUCAAAGUAUACACACAUAUAAACACAACACCCAUAUUGCGGAAAGGAGCUUCACGAGAGACAUUACCUCACUCUUCGCAUUUGCUGCACUUCAUCUCAGCAGCUGAAGAGCCUAUUUGAAGAUCUCUCUGUCCUCAAACUUUCCUUUGUCUUCUACUACAAGCACUACACCUUCAAACACAUGCAAAAAUGCUUUCAAGCAUAAUAUUAGCCGCCCUGCCGCUUUUUGCGUCAGCUGCCCCAUCUCCACAGCCUGACCUUUUCUCUUCACUGGCCAAGCGAGCAGACGUUCCGGCUGCCAUUUCACAGUGUGAUCUCUCCACAGUCAAGAUGAACACUGAGGGUUUGCCUCCUCCAUCAGCUGGUCUCGUGCUUGAUCACAUCGCCAUCGGCCGUGGCACCCAAAACUACACCUGCAAAGACGACACCGACGCGUCCACGCCGACGCUUGUAGGUGCCCUAGCGACGCUCUUCAACGUCACCUGCAUGGCUGGUCCUUACGCCUCACUGUUAGAGGUCUUGCCUUCAAUUGCCGUCAAGUUUCCAGUCCCCGAUCCCAACGCGGCACUCUCGCCCGCGAACCUCUUCUUGCUUGGCCAUCACUACUUCACCAACAUGACAACGCCGUUCUUCAAUCUCAACACGGACAGCCACGAAUGGGGUCUGAUGGCUUGCUCGAAACUGAAUUCCACAAACGCACCGAACAGCGCCGUAGACGUGACCAACCUCAAGCUUGCAGCUAAGAGCAGAGACGGUUGUACUGUUCAAGAAGUAUACCGCCUAAACGCCGCAGGAGGUCAGCCGCCAGCGACUUGCAAGGGCAUGGCCAGCUCGUUCCAGGUUGAUUACGCAGCUGAGUACUGGUUCUGGAGCGACCCUAAGGGCCAGACCAAGACAGGCUCGUACAGUUAGAGGGGACAAAUUUGUCACUUUCAAUGAAAAUAUGAUGUACUUUGUUUUUUCUUCACUCAGUAUUCUUUUUUUUCUUUUGGCGAGCAUUGCACCGGCGUCACAAUGAGGAACGGAGUUUCAUACGCGCUCCGAGGUGCUGUCUCUUAUCGCCGCAACUUCUUUCAUAUUUUCUCGCACAGUCGACAUGUUGAGGGGUUUUUUUGGUGUUGAUUCGCCAUGUCAGAUUAUGUACGAGCAUAGCGCGGGUAUCUUGAUUGUCUCUCUGUAAAAAUCUUUGGAGCCAAAGAUGAAAUGCCGUGUUCUCUAAUCGCAUGGCUCAGACACUAUAAUACAAACAUUU